AUGUGCUUACGGCCUGCGACCCCCGGCUUCCUCAUAACUGUUGCAGCAACUGUCUGUCUCGUCGUUGUCUCCUUCUCCGUCCCGUGGUUCAAGACGGUCUACUUCCUCAAAGUUAGCCUCGUUGCGGAGAAUGUCAGCGGUGACGUGACGUUUGGGACACUCGGCUAUUGCUUGGAUCUUCCAGGCAACAGCACCUGUUCCUCGCCGAAGGUUGGGUACCAAUUCGGUCUCAACCAACUUUUGGGUCUCACCGGGCCGAUUCAGAUUCCAAGCCUGUUUGUUACCUGGCUGACGUAUCCUCUCGUUCUCCACAUAGUGGGCCUUAUUCUUGCCGCCAUAUCAGCAGUCUUUGGCCUCCUGGCGCACGUGAGAGAGAUGUCAAUGACAUGCUUCUCUACAUGCUUUUCUGGCUUUGCAGCAACCAUUGUGCUUAUUGCGUUUAUCUUCGAUCUUGUUAUCUUCUUCUUGGCUCGCUCACGGCUCAACAGCGUGUCUGGCGGCGCUGCGUCCAUCGGCAAUGCAAUGUGGUUAACCCUUGCUGCUUGGCUGCUCUUGUUCUUUGCCGGGUGUGCUUUCGGUUUUGGGCGCUGCUGCAUAUCCCGGCGAUCUCCCUCAAGUUCAAAGUAUGGACAGGAUCCAGACCAGUCGUACAGCCAGGCCAUGCGUCUCGAUGCUAUCAAAGCGGAAUCCGAUCGGACUGCGCGACAACAAACAGAAGUCGGUCUUCCGGCAUUCCCCGCGGUUCAGGAUGUGGAGACUCGGCCCCUUGCUGCGGUGAAGCAAGAGCCCGAGUACAUGUACAUGAAGGAAGAAGACGCUGAGACAUCUACCUCGCACGAUCGAUAUCGUGAUCGUACACCUUCCCCUGGGCGUUACCAGAGCACAUCAGAUUUGGCAGCUGGAACCCCAUUACAAUCUCAAAACGCACCUUACCAGCCGAUAUUCCGACCCUUGGGCUCCGCAAAUUCCCAGUCGUAUGCCCCUCUCGGUGCCCAAACCUCCGAGGAAAUGAUAUACGUGGCCGGGAGGCCAAGAUCUCCAUCUGACAGGGAUGGACAGAACUUUUACUCUGGCCACUCCUCCCAGGGUAUGUCUCUCCAUUCGUGA
This is a messenger RNA of Dacryopinax primogenitus, 1107 nucleotides long. RefSeq names its product pali-domain-containing protein. Bases 1 to 1107 code for a protein of 368 amino acids. Gene Ontology annotation, cellular component: growing cell tip; cell division site; plasma membrane. The record is from RefSeq and is a predicted model, not a curated record. The transcript is spliced from 3 exons. Lineage: Eukaryota; Fungi; Basidiomycota; Dacrymycetes; Dacrymycetales; Dacrymycetaceae.